CGGGCGGUGUGAUGAGGAGGAAGAGGAACGGACAGUAUGAGGACGAACCGAAUGAAGAGUAUGAUGACGAAAGCCGUUACGGCGACGAUGACGAUGGCAGUGAUGACGACAGCGAUGACGGCGACAGCGAUGACGACAGUGAUGACGACGACAGCGAUGACGACCACAGCGAUGACGACAGCGAUGACGACGACAGCGAUGACGACCACAGCGAUGACGACCACAGCGAUGACAACAGCAAAGACGGUGUCAACAGCAAAGACGGUGUCAACAGCAAAGACGGUGUCAACAGCAAAGACGGUGUCAACAGCAAAGACGGUGUCAACAGCAAAGACUGUGUCAACAGCAAAGACGGUGUCAACAGCAAAGACGGUGUCAACAGCAAAGACGUUUUCAGCAGCAAAGACGGUGACCACAACAAAGACGAUGACCACAACAAAGACGGUGACCACAACAAAGACGGUGACCACCACAAAGACGGUGACCACAACCAAGACGGUGACCACAACCAAGACGGUGACCACAACCAAGACGGUGACCACAACCAAGACGGUGACGGCAGCAAAGACGAUGAGGGCAGCAAAGGUAACGACGAAGAAAGCGAUAUCGACGACGAAAGUAAUGGCGAGGGUGACGACGACGAGGGUGACGGCGACGAGGGUGCCGACGACGAGUGUGACGAUGGCGAGGGUGACGAUGGCGAGGGUGCAGAUGACGGAGGGGCUGCCGGCCGCGGAGUUGAGGCCGAGGGGACGGACUCCGGCUCGUCCUUUGCCCUGUGGGACGUCAGCUCGGAUUCCUCCUCGUGGCAGCUGCUGUCUGACGAGCCUGGGGACGGCCAGCUCCAGUCGGACGACGGAGAGCUGCUGUCUGAGGGGGAGCUGCUGGCUGAGAAACCGAACGGCCGCCUCCACUUCAGCCAGCGGGAGGACACAGGCAACGGCUGAUGGCCGCCAGACCGUGGUCAGUGGACGUUGCUGAAUGCUUAUGGUCGUCUUGUGGCUUAAAGUCGCUGUCUGAUGGCUAAUGGCAGCGUCUGAUGGCUAAUGGGUGAGAUUUCAUGAUCUGAGGAACGCUCUCUGAUGGCUGAGGAAUGCUCUGAGGGCUAAUGGUCGUUUCCUCGUGGCUGGCGGAGGACGCUCUGACGGCUGAGGGGCGAUUGCUGAUGACAAAUACCGUUGGCUGGUGGCUGAGAGACGGUGUAUGACGGCUGUCGGACGCUCUCUGAGGCUUAGUAACGCUCUCCGACGGCUGAGGACCGCUGCCUGGUGGCUGAGAGACGCUCUGCGAUGGUCAACGGAGUACGGAUGCUCUCUGAUGGACAGGAGAUGCUCUCUGAUUGCUGAGGGACGCUUUCUGAUAGACGGGAGAUGCUCUCUGAUUGCUGAGGGACGCUCUGUGGGGGCUGAGGGACGCUCUGUGGGGACUGAGGGACGCUCUCUGAUGGCUGAGGACCGUGUUUGGUGGCUGAGAGACCAAGUGAUGGCCAAGCGACGCUCUUUGACGGCUGAGUGGUGUUCUCUAAUGGCUUAAAGUCUCUCUCUGGUGGAUGCGUGACGCUUUCUGGUUGCUGAGGGACGAUUGCUGAUGGCUGAGGUAUGUUCUUUAAUGACUGGGGGACACUCUGCUAUGCUUCUUCGGGGGCACUGCUUCUUUCUGUUGGCUGGUAGACGAUGUUUGAGAUCCAAGGGUCAACCGUUGUCUGGCUGACCCUGCCUGGUUCCCGGAACUGUUAGACGUUACAAUCAACACGUCAAACAAACGUCAAAAGUGCGCGCGGCUAGUGGUGUUCCAAAGUGGUGAAUUUUGUCCACCAUCCAAUGUGGUGAAUAUCGGCGAUUAUAGUUGACGAUGCUGCCGCAAAGCUGGGCGAACCUUAUGUGGGAGCCCGGAGCGCUUGCGACCCUCCGCUCGGGCAGUGGAGGAAUCGGGGUCACUUUUCGCUCCACUUGCGAUGGUCUGAACUUGAUAUCUGGUGGGAUGUGCUUUCAUAGUCUAGCUUAGUGUUAAGACGCUCAUUUCGUUUGUUGGUUUGGAUGACUUGCGUGUUAUCGCCGCCUUUUUUUAAUAAACGUCCUGGAAGCACGUUU
Molecule: messenger RNA, 2090 nt
Organism: Amphibalanus amphitrite
Lineage: Eukaryota; Metazoa; Arthropoda; Thecostraca; Balanomorpha; Balanidae
Product: clumping factor A-like
Exons: 2
Coding region: 12-947 (311 amino acids)
Source: RefSeq, a predicted model, not a curated record